Messenger RNA from Scomber japonicus (chub mackerel), 1973 nucleotides. RefSeq names its product voltage-dependent anion channel 1 (gene vdac1). Gene Ontology annotation, cellular component: mitochondrial outer membrane. Gene Ontology annotation, biological process: monoatomic anion transmembrane transport. The record is from RefSeq and is a predicted model, not a curated record. NCBI's taxonomy places the organism in Eukaryota, Metazoa, Chordata, Actinopteri, Scombriformes, Scombridae. Bases 86 to 937 code for a protein of 283 amino acids. The transcript has 9 exons. Gene Ontology annotation, molecular function: voltage-gated monoatomic anion channel activity.
CGCACCUCCUCCCUCCUCUCUCUCCUCCCUUUGUGCAGUUGACAAGCUCCUUCUCGGGCAGGACUGGAAACCAGAGACAGAGAUAAUGGCCGUACCUCCCACCUACGUUGACCUUGGAAAGUCUGCCAGGGAUGUCUUUACCAAGGGAUACGGCUUCGGGCUCAUUAAGCUGGACUUGAAAACAAAGUCUGAGAAUGGACUGGAGUUCACCAGCACAGGCUCUGCCAACACCGAGACCAGCAAGGUUGCAGGAUCCCUGGAGACCAAGUAUAAGUGGAUGGAGCACGGACUGACCUUCACAGAGAAAUGGAACACAGACAACACCCUGGGGACCGAGAUCACCCUUGAGGACCAGUUGGCUAAGGGGCUGAAGCUGACGUUUGACUCCUCCUUCUCACCGAACACUGGCAAAAAGAGUGGCAAAAUCAAGACAGGCUACAAAUGUGACCACAUCAACCUUGGCUGUGACGUCCACUAUGACAUCAAUGGUACAGCUAUCCACGGCGCAGGAGUGGUGGGCUACGAGGGCUGGCUGGCCGGCUACCAGCUGACGUUCGAGGCUGGCAGGAACAGGAUCACCCAGAGCAACUUCGCAGUUGGAUACAAGACUGACGAAUUCCAGCUCCAUACGAAUGUAAAUGAUGGCACUGAGUUUGGUGGCUCCAUCUACCAGAAGGUGAAUGACCAGUUGGAGACAGCCGUCAACCUGGCCUGGACUGCCGGAAACAGCAACACUCGCUUUGGCAUCGCUGCCAAGUAUCAGAUUGAUGCUGAUGCAUCCUUCUCUGCCAAGGUGAACAACUCCAGCCUCGUGGGCCUGGGAUACACUCAGACUCUGAAGCCAGGCAUCAAGCUGACACUCUCUGCUCUCCUCGAUGGCAAGAACAUCAAUGCUGGCGGCCACAAGCUUGGUCUCGGCCUCGAGUUCCAGGCAUAGGAGGAUGAUGCAGACAUCCUUCAAGUCCUCCCAGCACACACACAUUCCCCACCAAAUAAUAAAAUGUCUGGAUCCUUUAUUGAUUAGCUAGCCCUCACAAAACCCCCGUUUCCCCCUAGAUGUGCUACAGCUGGAGGUCAGACAGUGCUAAAGGUCAAAUCGUUGUUGCGACGAUGUAUCACUUUGAAAGGACCACUUUUAAGGGAACAACAUAUUUUCAAAAUACGGAGCCCAGUUCAGAACAAAACUCCAACAUUUAACAAAAAAAGUUUGAUUUUGAAUUGUGUACCCUGCAAGGGAAAAGUAGCCUCGAGUACAAUCAUGUCGGCCUCACACUUUGUCAUUUCACCACAGUCAUACACAAUGCUUUAAUUUGUGUCUCUCUGCUGACCAAUGCAGAUAAAGGGAAGUCAAAACUAGAUCAGCCCAAAAUGCAGAAAGGGCUCGACAUGGUUACUAUACAGUUGAGUAGUUACACCACCAGAUGGUGCUGUUACAUAGCACCAGUAAAAGCACUCCUCGUUCAGACGGUGUAGUGGUGAAAUACUGGUUUGAAAAAAAAUGUUUUAUUGUUACACUUCUGCACUGGAGAGCUCUAGUGUCUGUUGGGAUAUAUUAAGUUAUGGGAAGGGUAAGUUGUCCCUGAUGUAAGCAGCUGUCAGUAGCUCAGAGACACUACACCCCAAUGUGUACAUUCUGUGUUUUUGUCUCACUUUGUCUUUUUGUGUCUGUGCAUUUGGUGUGAAUCCUGUCUUUUGUUACAUAUAGCAAAAAGAAUAUUUUAUUGACAGUCUUGCAUAAUUUAAUCCACCUGUGAAGUCUUACAAAGGCAAAGAUCUGUCAAUUCUUUCUGGUCGAGCAAAACCUAUCAUGCACACAGUUGCGCUUCUCUGGAUGAGAGUUACAGAGCUUCUUUGAAGGAGGAUGAACAUAAGUAGACAGGAAAUGGUAGUCUUCCACAACUGAAUAUGGGAAGUUUUAGUGUUCUUGACAGUAUUGUCAUUCCCUAAAUUAAAUAAAGAACAUCUUGAACCAG